Molecule: messenger RNA, 1826 nt
Organism: Alosa sapidissima (American shad)
Lineage: Eukaryota; Metazoa; Chordata; Actinopteri; Clupeiformes; Clupeidae
Gene: wbp4
Product: WW domain binding protein 4
Exons: 10
Coding region: 128-1324 (398 amino acids)
Biological process (GO): mRNA splicing, via spliceosome
Cellular component (GO): nucleus; precatalytic spliceosome
Molecular function (GO): zinc ion binding; RNA binding; protein binding
Source: RefSeq, a predicted model, not a curated record
AUGUUUAAGCGACAGAAAUUCUCGAGCUCCAUGGCCAAAAGGGGUGACUUCAGUUUCCUUCUUCUAAACGUUUGAGUAAUUUUUGCAAAUAAGACUGUUUUAGUACAGAGGACCAAGACAAUAUAAAAUGGCUGACUAUUGGAAGUCUCAGCCCAAGAAAUUUUGUCAGUACUGCAAGUGUUGGAUAGCAGACAACAAACCGAGUGUUGAAUUUCACGAAAGGGGGAAGAAUCACAAGUUAAAUGUGGCUGCAAAAAUCGAAGAGAUUAAAAAGAAGAGCAUUGACCAGGCGAAGAAGGAGGAUCGCAUGUCAAAGGAGUUUGCAGCCAUGGAGGAGGCAGCUCUAAAAGCAUACGAGGAGGACAUGAAAAGACUUCAGACAGAAUCAGGUGCUACUGAAGUGGAGCCUCAGAGUAAAGCAGUCAUGGAGCCUCAGAGUAAAACUCGACGACCUCAACAACAAAGCAAGAAGCAGAGGAGGCCAAGUCCAGAGGCCAGCAGCAACAGUGAAGCCGACGCUUGGGUUGAAGGCCUGACUGAUGACGGACUUAUCUAUUACUACAACACAGGCACAGGAGAUUCGCAAUGGGAUAAGCCAGAAGGAUUCCAAGGUCAGAGUGAGGCUUCAGCCCAAGAUGGACAACAGAAUGAGUCGGGCUCCCCGUGGAUGGAGGCACUGAGUCCAGAUGGAUUCACUUACUACUACAACACAGAAACCGGUGAGUCAAGCUGGGAAAAACCUGCAGAUUUCCCCUCAGAAGGGAACGCAGCAGCCGAGGUGGAGGACCAGGAUGAGCCGUCUGCCCCUAAGCCAGAGCCCCUGUCUGAGGACGAGAACAGUUCCAACGGAGAGAAGACCUCUGGGGAUGCUGACGAGCCCAAACAGCCCAGAGUCCCCAAAAUCAGUUUCAGGAAAAGAAAAGAGGAGAAGUCUGAGGCCUCUGACGAGGAGGAAGACGAAGCUGAAGGAGGCGCUGGUGCCAAAGGAGAGAAGGAAGGUGCGGGAGGCUCUACCGAACGUGACCCUGCAAAAGAAGAGAAGGAAACGCCCGCCAAGAAACCCCGGAUCAAUCCCUACGGACUAUGGGAGAGUAUCCAACAGGAGGAGGACCCAUAUGAGAAUGUGGAUCUGCAGUUGCCUCAGGUGGACACAGGGGGCGGUGCACCACCCCCCACAGAGCUGCCUCCUGAGCCAAAGCCCAAAUUCAGGGAGCGCACCAUCACCUCCCUGGGGGACGAGGGGAGUGCGGGGGCCACCUUCCGCAAGAGGAAGACAGACAAUGGCAAGUCCAGAAGCCUCCGCCAGCGGGGGAAGGACGACUAGGAGCCUCCGCUGGACAUUUUUAUACGGGACAUGUGGAGGACGCUCAGGAAAUCAGCAGGCUGACAUUUAUUUUUGCUCUCUUGGCACACCCUGGAGUCUCGCAUGUUUAUGUGUGAGUUGUGUAGUGUCAACUCAAACGUCUUUGCAAAAUUGUAGUUGCUUAUGUGUGGAUGAGCUCAAGCAGCUUUUCCAGGAGUAGUUGCCACAUCCAGGGUUGAAAGCUCUGUUCACAGAGAAACAAAGAGCUAAUAAGUACACAUUCUUUAUAAGGAGUGUUUUUGUCCUUUCACAUCUUUAAUUCCUCUACACAUUUGAUUAUGGAGGUUUUUAUUUGUAUUUUUUUUUUAUUUGUUGUUGGUUGGCAUCAACCCUCCCCCCCCUGUUAUAGAUCCAUUAGUGUGUCAUGUAUUUAUGCGAAGGUAUUUUUCUAUGAUUGGCUUGAAAAGUGACAUUAGUCUGUUUAGUUCAUGUUGUCAAAGUAAAAUCUCCCUUUGUGGAUAAA